Colletotrichum karsti is the source of this 708-nucleotide messenger RNA. RefSeq lists its product as uncharacterized. The transcript has a single exon. NCBI's taxonomy places the organism in Eukaryota, Fungi, Ascomycota, Sordariomycetes, Glomerellales, Glomerellaceae. The coding region runs from base 1 to 708 and encodes 235 amino acids. The record is from RefSeq and is a predicted model, not a curated record.
AUGGCCUCCAACAACUCCUCCGAACUCCCAGCUCUGGCUCAUCUCCAGGCUCUCCGUAGCACCACCGACACAGAAAUCGCAAGAUUCCAGGCCGGACUGGAUCUCCACGCCGACAUGUCCAGGCUGAUGAUCAGUACCUUUGAAUCAGGUGAGUUAACUCAAGAGAAGCUCGCCACACUCACUAGCCAGAAAGACGAAAUCUGCAAGCUCCUGUUCGACCGCUUCAGCGAUGUGCGCAAGGCCGUUCGCGUUCUUUCGGGCAUGCUCUUCGCGUUCAUUUCAAAGUCAGAGCGGGCUACAGACAGAGACCAGAAGCUGCUCAGAGAGACGUUGGCACGCAAACUGAUGUUGUGGGAUUUCCUUGAGGGUCUGCAGGUGAUCCAUCCGGGCGGUGGACUUGCGGAGAUUGAUGGAGAGAGACAGAAGUGGCGAUCUGGGAUGGUCCAGAAUCCUGUUACAGAGGCGAAAGAGAGUAUGGAGGCCAUGAAGAAAACGGCCAUGAAGAAGGCAGAUCGGCAGAUGGAUACUGGCCACGAGUUCGUCCCAUACAAGGAUGAGCCUGAGGGCGAGACCAAUGAGGGAGACACGCUGGUUUGCUGGGAUUUCCAGGAGUAUGACCCCAAACUCGAUGGGCAUUCUCCGUUCACUGCUACGAAAGGAGAGAAGGUAAGGUUGGACGAGGAGGAAAAUCUCAUUGAUCUUGAAUAG